This is a messenger RNA of Alnus glutinosa, 791 nucleotides long. RefSeq names its product cyclin-dependent protein kinase inhibitor SMR4-like. The record is from RefSeq and is a predicted model, not a curated record. Gene Ontology annotation, biological process: regulation of DNA endoreduplication. Lineage: Eukaryota; Viridiplantae; Streptophyta; Magnoliopsida; Fagales; Betulaceae. The transcript has a single exon. Bases 13 to 264 code for a protein of 83 amino acids.
ACUGCCUCCACAAUGCUACCGCUGUUAAGAGACAUACAUGCAUUAAUGGAGGUGGACGAGAGGGUUGUUGGGGCGGCGGAGGAGGGUUGUGGGACUCCUACACACAGUGGGUGUCGAAUACCGGCGGCUUUCGAGUGCCCGCCGGCUCCGAAGAAGAAGCCGGUUCACGUGAAACUGCAGGCGCCGCCAAAGAAUGGUUAUUUUCAGCCGCCUGAUCUUGAGGCUAUUUUUGCGAUGGCACCGAGGGGAGAAGCUUGUGCUUGAAGGGUCGUCGAUGAAUAUUUUUUUUUCUUCUCUUUUUUUUAGAGCAUAUAUCUAGGCGUAACUAUAGUAACAGUCUUAGUCUUACUACCUGUGGAAUGAGCUCUCUUAAGUCUGAUUUGAGCAAUAGCUUGAUUCAGUCUUACCAGAACAUCAACGAAAUCCAGAGUGCUUUACACUAAUCAGCCAUAGAAAUUUCCUUUGCAGGAAUCCAACCAAUGCUAGCUCUAGUGUACCUAACAACUUUGAAAAUCUUAAGUACGUUUAGAAUAUUGUUCAGAUAGGAUUACAAGUGUCGGUGAUCAGGAGAUAUGUGACUGUAAAUUCCUCAAAUUCACUAUUUUCUCCAACUCGACCAAUUAAGGUAUAUAUAUAUAUAUAUAUAUAUAUAUAUAUAUAUAUAUAUGUGACUGUAAAUUUCUUUGUUUGUUUGUUUCUUUAUUUCUUUACUGUUGGAUGGUUGUAAAGCAGGCUUUUAGCUUUAGGAUUUGCUUAGUUUGCAAUGUAAAAAUUGAUCUUUCGCUUUUUAA